Messenger RNA from Umbelopsis ramanniana AG, 1242 nucleotides. RefSeq lists its product as uncharacterized. The coding region runs from base 126 to 929 and encodes 267 amino acids. The record is from RefSeq and is a predicted model, not a curated record. The transcript has a single exon. Gene Ontology annotation, molecular function: carboxylic ester hydrolase activity; serine-type peptidase activity; palmitoyl-(protein) hydrolase activity. NCBI's taxonomy places the organism in Eukaryota, Fungi, Mucoromycota, Umbelopsidomycetes, Umbelopsidales, Umbelopsidaceae. Gene Ontology annotation, cellular component: cytoplasm. Gene Ontology annotation, biological process: proteolysis; protein depalmitoylation.
GUAAAAUAUAACUUUAUACAUAUAUAACUUCAACAGUAAUUCUCUCUAUUAACGACUAAAAUUUAGUCCAAUAGACGUUUGACUUGUACGUGUUGUCUCGUUUUGAUUUUUAGACUGCUUCAGCCAUGGACGACACUGAGAAGACUUACGUUGUGCUUCCCCUCGCAGACCAUACACAUACGGUUAUCUUAUUACAUGGCCGCGACAGCACGGCCGCCGAAUUCGCUGAAGAAUUCUUCGAAAGUCAAGCGUCUGAUAGACGAACACUAUGCGAGAUCUUCCCCAACUUCAAAUGGGUAUUUCCAAAUUCAGGGCAACGAAAUUCAACUCGGUUCGAGAUGGAAAUGGCGCAAUGGUUCGACAUUUGGUCAGUUGAAGAACCAGAAAAUCGGAAAGAGUUACAAGUCGCUGGCUUGACAGAAAGCGUUGCUUUCAUUCUCAAUAUCAUUCGCGAUGAAGCAUCUUCCGUUCCACCAGAGCAUAUUUUCCUUGGAGGUAUAAGCCAAGGUUGUGCCACGGCAAUUCAUGCUUUAAUGCAUUGUGAUAUUCAGCUCAAUGGGUUUAUUGGGUUCUGUGGAUGGCUUCCAUUUCAAGAAGAAAUUGAAACAAUCACAAAAAAUACAACAACUGCUGGCUCUCUGCAAGAAAUUCGAAGUAUAUUGAAGCCUACAUCCAGCGAUUCUUAUAUCUCAGCUCGCGGACAGCCGUACGGGAAAUCAAAAUCGGCCUUAUCGACCCCUGUGUUUCUUUCUCACUCGUUAGACGAUCCCAUCGUGCCAGUGUCCAAUGGAAAAAAAUUAUAUCAAGACUUGAAUUGUUUGGGCAUGACCGUCAUAUGGAAAGCAUAUGAGGACGGAGGCCACUGGAUCAAUGAACCGCAGGGUGUGGAUGAUAUGGUUGAUUUUCUGCAAAACAUUGUAACCGUUUAAAACCGUUUGAAGUAUACAAAUACCAGCAGUCUUGAUCCGUACCGUCGACGAUUUAGCUUUGACAGAUAGCUAGUGGUUACUCACCCUACGUAAAUUCAUACCCCAUCAUAAGUAAAGUUAACUUGAGCUUUCGAGAGUGUUUCCGGAUCUCCUUUUUCGUUUAAGGGAAGUCAGAUUUUAUUCGUUGUCAUGUUCAUGUAAACGGCAAACGUCGACAACUAGCAGAUGGCGAAUGAUUUUGCGGCGGAGACGUCUAGAUGAAGUCACUUCCAGUUCACUACUGUGUCUUCUAUCUGACCUGGAAGCACUUCUU